AUCACAGUGUUUAAAAUCAAAUCAAUCCCCCUUCUCAUUCCUCAUCAAUUGUAUUCUCUCUCUCUUUCUUACUUUCUCUCUCCUCUACACCAAGGAAGAAGAAGAAGAAAGAAAGGAAGAAAUUUCAUUUCAUUUCAAUUCAAUUCAAACCUCUUUCUUUCUCUCUCUAGUUUUAUCUAAAUGUCGACGAUUAACGGCAGCUACUCCGACAACACUCCGUCAACUACUCCGGCGGGUCUUCCGGCGAAGCAGAACGUUGCCCCUGUUAAAGCUGUUGAUACUCAAUCUGUUCUUAAAAGGUUGCAGUCUGAAUUAAUGUCUCUCAUGAUGAGUGGUGAUCCAGGAAUCUCAGCAUUUCCUGAAGAAGACAACAUAUUCAAUUGGAAAGGAACAAUUCAUGGAAGCAAUGAAACAGUUUUUGAAGGCACAGAAUAUAAACUUGCUCUUAGUUUUCCAGCUGAUUAUCCAUUUAAACCUCCAAAGGUCAAGUUUGAGACUGGUUGUUUCCACCCUAAUGUUGAUGUUUUUGGUAACAUCUGCUUGGAUAUUCUUCAGGAUAAAUGGUCAUCUGCUUAUGAUGUGAGAACCAUAUUGUUAUCAAUCCAAAGUCUACUUGGAGAGCCUAAUACCAGCUCACCAUUAAACACACAAGCAGCAGCACUUUGGAGCAAUCAAGAAGAGUAUAGAAAAAUGGUGGAAAAGCAUUACAAGCCAUCAACAGCAUAGAUUGUGGGGUGUGUUAGAUGGGUUUAGAGAUGGAUGAUGAUAAGGUUGGGUGGUUUGGGAGCACAAAUGAUGAAUUGUUGAAUUGAAAAAGACAUAAAUUCUUUCUGUUUUCAAUCAUUGUGCCAAUCAUUUGAUGUAACACAAAGUGAAAAAGAAAGCUUCUUUUUUUAAUGGAAUUUCACAUUUUUUGUCUAAUAAUAUUAUUAUUGGUUCUUUCUCUCUUCA
This is a messenger RNA of Spinacia oleracea (spinach), 951 nucleotides long. Its product is annotated as ubiquitin-conjugating enzyme E2 20. The record is from RefSeq and is a predicted model, not a curated record. Bases 181 to 726 code for a protein of 181 amino acids. Lineage: Eukaryota; Viridiplantae; Streptophyta; Magnoliopsida; Caryophyllales; Amaranthaceae. The transcript has 6 exons.